AAUCGGCUGACAUUUUUAAUUUGACGUUUUGUUUUCUUCAAUCAAUUCAUCUAUCGGUAAAUACCUACCGCAGUUUUUUUUACUGAUUUUGCAUAAUAAGUUAAAAAAAGAAUCGAUUCUUAAAAUGUUUUGUUCUCGCAAGAGAACCUAAAAUUCAAUGGCAUGCAGUAAUGGAGUUCAAUGAAUAUCAGACAAAAGAGGUAUUGGACCCGGUAGAUAUAGAUUAUUACUGUGAUCGAUCACGUACACCGAGCCCGACGCCCGUAUUCAACACAAAUGUAUGUUGCGAUUUGGAAGACAUUUUGAGCGACGCUAUAUCAGAAACUCUGCAAGGCUCUCUCCGAGUGAGCUGCAGCCAGCUGAUAAACCAGGAGCUUACAAUAAGACCGGAGGCCAACAUAGAGUCUAACGUACCAGAAGGAUUGGAUCUUUACAAGGUCAUCUACGAAGUGGAGAGCGAUACCGAGGUUAAGAUGAGUGAUGUGGAAGGUGCCGCAGUCCAGAAUAAUUCACUGAGUGAACAGGACUCGUGCCGUCUGGUGGGCGGUUCGAAGUUCUACGAGAUGCUAGACAGUGCUACGUCAGCGGACGUGUCCACGCCGUCGCCCACCGAGAAGCACGACCACAUGAAGCCUACCGAGAGCGAUGACGAAGUUUCAGACGUAGACCAAGAGUGCACGGUGUUCAGCGGAGUCAGUUACUUGGGCGCUCAGAACAUAUCCGACCCGAAAUCCGAGAGUGACAUACAACGCAUCAUGAAGGAGCUCAGCUCUAUGCCUGAGAGUAGGGAUGGGAUCGCCGUAUCGAUAUCGAUACCUGUGUGCUCUCAAGGACUUGUCGUGUUAUACCAAGCCGACAGCAACAGCGUGAUGACUCGCUACGCAGUGAACCGCAUCUCGUUCUACGCUCGCGGCGCCGCCGGCUCCCCGGUAGCGUCGUGCUUCGCCUUCACCUGGUCCCAUGGAGAAACUAAGGAGUCUGCCGUCUAUAGGUGCCAUGUGUUCCGCUGUCACAUCGCUGAGGCUGUCAAUCAAGUGUCAAGCUGCUUUGCGAAAGCAUUCGAGAGGAUCCCCCGGUCCAUGGCCUCCUCUCUCGUGGGUGAGCUGAGCGCAGCGCCCUCUAUGACCGGCUCGCUGACGGAAGGCACCGGCCCAGCCGUGCCGCCGAUGCAGCUCAUGCAUGUGCUAGAGUGUACCGUGGAUAUCAAGGAGACUGAUGCUAAGGGCACAUUCAGCCAUGUACCGAAAGAGCGUCUCGGCUUCAAGCUGCGCGGCGGCAUAGACAAACAAGUGACCAUCAACGUGAAGCAAGUCACAAACAACAUACAGCCGGAGUCGGAUGAUCCACAGUCAACAUACACCGGAGGAUUAUACAUUGAGCGAUGCUUUGGUAUCUUACUCGCUCCUGGCAGGAGCGUCAAACACUCAGACAUGAGAUUAUUAGAAAUGGUAAGCGGCUCAUCAGGCGGUUCAGGGUGUUCAGUCUGCGCUCUCUGGAACGCGGGCGAGUCAGCGCUGGCGGCCUUCAACGUGGCCAGCGGCGACGGAGCGCCUGCAUACAUGUCUCUAGCUUUGGAUCUCGUUAUUAGAGGCAUUCCUGAUCCUUUGAGGCUGGUCAUCGAGACUCCCGUCAAAAUAUUCCCGCCAACAGAGAGGUUUUGGUAUUACUCGAAGAGGCCGCUCGUGCAACAGUUUUACAUCAACCUGAAAGAGUCAGUAGACGCUCUCGGCCAACUCCAAUACGAGGUAGCGAGUAUCGAGACAUCGGAUGAACUGGAUCGAUCCAGAUUGAACUUGCCGCUGUCGCUGUCCAGUCUGCUUCCCUCGCCGCUGUCUACUGCGCCUGCGCCGCCUUCGCCUUCUGAACCUGAUUCUGAUGGUGAUGAGCCUCUUCUAAGUGGCACUGGUGAAGUGUCAAAGGACUGCGGCGAAGACGUACUCGUUAAUUGGGCGCAAGUACUGAGAAGUUGGACAGGCCCUCGACCUCGCGCAUUGAACCACUUAGUACGCGUUGGUGUGCCCGAAGCGUUGCGCGGUGAGGUGUGGCUGCGGCUGGCCGGCGUCGAUCAAAACGAUAAGCUUAUGGAGACUUACAGGACGCUUAUUAGCAAGGAUUGUCCCUUCGAAGCGGUAAUCCAACGCGACAUCGCCCGCACGUUCCCUGCACACGACUUCUUCCGCGAAGCCGGCGGCCUCGGACAGGACUCGCUGCUGCGCAUGGCCAGAGCUUAUGCCGUGUAUGAUCAUGAAGUCGGAUACUGUCAGGGACUUAGCUUCCUGGCUGCUACGCUGCUGUUACAUAUGCCAGAAGAGCAAGCAUUCUGUCUUCUAGUCAGAUUGAUGUACGGUUAUGGACUCAGGGAACUGUACAAAGACGGCUUCGAAGCUCUCUACAUGAGGCUGCAUCAACUCGACAGGCUGAUGGAGGAACAACUAACAGACCUUCGUGCUCAUUUCCAAGAGUUGGGAGUAGAACCACACAUGUUCGCGUCACAAUGGUUCCUUACUGUGUUCACGGCGCGUUUUCCUUUGCCACUGGUAUACCACAUCCUAGACGUGUUCCUGCUACAAGGCAUCGACACGUUGUUCCAAGUGGCGCUGGCGUUGCUGUCGCGAUCCCGCAAGGAUCUGCUGCAGCAUGACUUCGAAGGAGUACUCAAGUAUUUUAGAGUAACGUUACCAAAGAAGUGUCGUGCGGAGGAGUCGUCGCGACAGAUCGUGAAGCUGGCCUGCAGCAUCAAGGUCAAGCGUCUGCCCAAGUACCAGCAGGAGUAUGAGAAGUUUAUCAAAGAAUCCGCUGAGAAAGAGAAGAUUAACGUGGAACUAGAGAGGCUGAAAGUUAUCAACACACAACUGCAACAAGAGAAAGAGUUGCUAGAAGCGCAACUGACUGUGGCUCGUUCAUCAGCAGAAGAAAGCCAGAAGGAGGCGUCCCACUACGCGGCCGUAGCGCGGGACUACCGCGAGAUAUGCGCCAGACUUGAUAAACAGUUGCACAAUAUGCAGGACUCAGUAAAAGACUGCGUAAACUGCACAGUGAAGUUAGCGCAAAAGGAUAACAAAGAAGAGUCAGAACAAAAAGGCGAUGACAAAGAAGGCUCGAGCGAGACGGAGGCGCGGCUGCGACAACGUGUGCGGGAUCUAGAACUGGAACUCGCGCAGGUCAAGCUCGCGCAUGUGCAGGCGCAGUGCAGUAAUCAGGAGCUGAGCCAUCAACUGACAGUCGCUCUCAACGAAGUACAAGCUGCCGUCAACCAGAAGCAAUCCGUUGCUCCGUGGCUAGUGCGUACUCUUGGUUCCAUCAUGGAAGCAGCACAGAACAGGCCCUCAUUCCAGACAUACCUACCCAAUAUUAACCCAGACCAACCUUCAAUGCCGUUACACCGACAAGGUUCCUUCUCCAGCGGUCAAAGCCACAGCCACGCGAACCUAGACCGACGCGUCUCCGAACCUUACAGCCCCGACGUAGUACGGAGGAAGAAGGAUCUAAACGCCACCAAACGACAUUCCAUGCUCGUCGAGUCGAACUUAAGCAAAGAAGCUAAAGAAAUCAACCGACGGAGCCAUGACGUCACCAUCGUCAAAAACCUCUCAAUGGGUUGACAAUACACUCCGGUUAGUACGAUAUAAAACGAUUAUUUUAUUAUACCUCGUAUUAUUUCGGUGUGAGAAGGAAAGUUAAACGCCGCUACGAGUGUACAGUCCGCAGCGCAAGUUGACGCGAUUAAGUAUGCGACGCUAUGUAAUUUUUGUACGAAACUUGUGGCGCCGGGUGUACGUGUGCACAUACCCAUAACACUAGUCAUAAUGUAAUGUAAUCGAGCACUUUUAUUGUAUUUACCGAUUGGAGUAUUCUAGAUAUUGGUUACCUAAGUCGUCUCUAUAUUUCAAUACGGUCAUAUUUUUCGUUUAGCCAUUCCAGUGAUUUUUUUGUGUGAAUCUCUCGUUCUUAUGAAGGUACAGCCGAUAUAUUGAUAUUAAUAAGUACAUAUUGAUAAAUAAAAUAUGCCCCAAGUUUGGUUUUGUUUGCAAUAUUCUUUAAAUUAAACCAGUGUUUUUGUGUUCAAGAUAAUAAUAACCAAUAGACACUAAUUUACCCGUAAUGAGGUUUUAUAUUGAUUGAUGAAGAGAUGAAGAUACCCUAUAGUUUUUAAUUUACCCUUAUUUAAUUUAAAAAGUAAUCUAGUUUUUUUUCUACGUUCGUUAUUCACGCAAAAGUGUGUGCCUUCUGGCUUAGCUUAAGUAAUCAUAGGCGUUAUAUUUAUUGUGAUUUUACAGUAUUUCGCACAUACUAUCUAAUUUAUCCAUUUCAUGUCAUGAAUAUUUAUUACUAUGUAUAACAUAUCGGAAAGAAGCAAUACAUUAUUAUUUAAAAAUAUAAAAACAAAAUGAUAUUAAAUAAUUAUAUCAUUUACAAUAAAGCAAAUAGGUUGAUUAUCUUGUAUACUUAUUAUGAUCAAAAUUGUGUAAGACUGUUUCAAAAAAGAAUCACGAGAUGUCUAUGCCUGCUAACUACUAGCAUACAUUUCGUAAGAUUAUUCUUUUAGACCCAAAUAUUAUGAAAGCUUCAAAAUAUUAAAUCGCACCAUACUUGUGAUCUUAUGAAUGAUAAUAGAAAGUGGUUAAGGUGCACUUUCUAAGUAAAAAAUAUUUCAUAAAAAUUUCGAUAAGUAGGCUAAAAACGUUAGGAGGAAGGAUACGAAAAGCAUUUGUGGGACCUAAAGAACUAAUCGAUAUUAUUAUCUAUAAUUUAUUUGUUUAUUGGUCGUCGCUCUAUAAUUUCUUAUGAAUAUACAAAUUAAUUUAAUUUAUCGUUAAUGAUUGAUAAUUAUUUUCUUUUGUUAUUUAAAAAUAGCUUUUAAUAUUCGCCAUAGGAUAAUUUAAAGCGUUAGAAUCUAUAUUGAAAAUAAAGGUGUAAUAAUUAUUGAACUAUAUAAUUCGAUUAUCUAUAAGUGAAAGAGUAUUUAUGAUGUAUUUUAUAAAAACGUAUAAACAUGAAUAUUAACAAAAUGCUUCGUGAGCGCUUCGCUUAUAGGAAAUUGUAUAAGAGUUGCAUUUUUCUUUUACCGAUUGUAUUUUUAAUGAAAACUCGAGCUGAAUUAUCAUUUUAUUGUGUAGGGCACCACCACCCCUCUGCUUUGUCUUAUCCGUAAGAAUAUAAGAAGCGAGUAGGUUUUGUCUCUACAAUAUAUAACAAAAAAAAACAUAGGUUGCACUUGGGGCAGUAAUGUUGGCACACAAUUAUUUUCAAUUACAUAUUAGUGCUCUAAAUUCCUGCUGCAAAAAGUUAACAUUUUACAAAAUGUCCAAUUCUAUAUAACGUACUAACUGCCAUAGAAUAGGUGUGUAAAUGUUGAAAGUUAUUUUUUUUUAAUAAAAAAUCCAUUCCCAUUAUAAUUAUGUUAAAGACUACAGAAUAAUCUAAAAGUUACUUUAUUUUUCAGUAUUUAAAUAUCUAAUGAAAAUAAUUUUUCGUAUAAAUGACAAAAACAUUCCUAUCACAUCUUCAACAUUAUGUUUAAAUUCAAAUUAUGUGUAAAUAUAGAUACCCAUACAUACAAAAAAUGCAAAUUAUUACACCGCUUAUUAUUAAAAGUAAAUUAAUUAAUUGAUGUUAUGUUCGUUUGAAGUUUAUUGUAAUAAGUUAAAAAUAUAUCAAAAAUAAAUACUUGUAAUGAUAUUAUUUCGAUAUCUCUGGUAUUAAUGCUCGCUAAGUUUGUAUAUUAUCUGUUAAUGGGAAAAUAUUUCGAAGGAUUAUUUUAUGUCAAAACUUCCCAGUACCUAUGUUAUUUCCUUAUCCGUACCUGUAAAUUAUCUUAUGAAAAUUAUUUAUGCAUACUUUUUUAUGCUAGCUAUACUAUACUUUUGCUAUACUUUUGCUGUUAAUGAAUAUCACUUGAUUGACAAUAAUAUUUUGAUGUCUUAUGUAUAGAUUGUAUUUUUCAGUUUUUAUUUAAUUUAGACUGUAAAACUGCGUUUACGGUUCAGUAAGACAUGUUAAUGAUGACAUUUGCAAUGCAGAAAAAUACAUUUAUUUUGCUGGCAUGGCAGGAGUCUUUUACGAAUGAGAAAUUUUAAUUUAAAUGACUUGAAUGGUGUUUUUUAAAAAGAAGCUUUAUGUUGAACAUUUGUAAGUAGAUAUUUCAUCGUGAUGUUGUAUACACGUAUUCAUCACAACUAUGCCAUAUUGUAUUAUACUUCGCGACCAUACUGUCGUUUGGAUGAAGGAUUUAAAUUAUUAUCUAGAAUUCCCCCUUCUACGUCUUAUUGUACAGAACUUAUUUUGAUCUCUAAUUUAAUUAUUAUUAUAUGAAUAUUAUUUAUUAGAAUUCGGAAAAUACGAUAUAAUUAAUUAUAAAGAAAUAAUAUGAUAUUCAAUUAAUAUAUAUUGCUUUUAUUAUGAAAAUGUAUAAACCAAAUCUUUGCUUUGCAUUAAGAUAUUCACCAAUGUUUUAUCUGUAGCUACAAUUAUCUUUAGUCAAACUAUUUUGUGAUAUUUUAAGUUCGAGUCGACGGCAAGCGUAAAAAAGGAGCAAAAAUAUGUGAAAAAGAAUGUUUGCCGUCGGCUUCUCUCGCCAUAACUACUCUGUACGUAUAAACAGCUGCUUAGCAAUGUUGUAGAAGAUUAUGUUCGAAUAGUGAAGUAGUUACAUAAACAAUAACGGCUUUAUAAAUAACGCAGAUAUCAUUAGAUAGUGAUGCAAAGUUUAGAGUGAGUUGUAAUCGCUGAGAAAUGUUGUUUUAGUCUAUCAUUUAUGGAAAAUAAACAUUUUACAAAGAU
Helicoverpa armigera (cotton bollworm) is the source of this 6780-nucleotide messenger RNA. It is a transcript of the gene GAPcenA, whose product is annotated as rab GTPase-activating protein 1-like. The record is from RefSeq and is a predicted model, not a curated record. Bases 171 to 3602 code for a protein of 1143 amino acids. Lineage: Eukaryota; Metazoa; Arthropoda; Insecta; Lepidoptera; Noctuidae. The transcript is spliced from 25 exons.